Messenger RNA from Drosophila montana, 2021 nucleotides. RefSeq lists its product as uncharacterized. The coding region runs from base 125 to 1666 and encodes 513 amino acids. The record is from RefSeq and is a predicted model, not a curated record. The transcript has 2 exons. NCBI's taxonomy places the organism in Eukaryota, Metazoa, Arthropoda, Insecta, Diptera, Drosophilidae.
ACGACUCAUAAACAUACGAGCUGUUUAGCUAAAUAUAACAAAAUACUCCUCUACAGUAAUCCACAAGGCAUUUACACUAAUUUAGAAAUUACUAUAAAGAAUACGUAUUGAAUUUUCGGCGAAAAUGAGCACCUCCACGUUGUCGACUCCAGUGACCUCGAAGUCGGUGCUGGUCAAAUACAAGCGCUUGGACAAGGAGGCAGGGUCCCCACUUUUCGGAGUACUCGAUAAGUUUAGCAUUGCCGAGCAGGUGGAGGUGAGACGCAACUCCAGGCAGCUGCCCAAGUUGCUGGUGGCCACGUGGCGCGAGGCCUACACGUGUCUAGAUUUUCAAGAGUUUCAAAAGCAACUGAUCGGCGAGGCACUGCAGCAAUUUCUGCGCAAGAUGCGCCGCCAUUUCAGCAGCGUCCGCUUCAACAGCGACCAGCUGCAGGAGCAGCUCAAUCUAUUGGAGCGCUGUGGCAUCAACGAGCUGCCCGGCGUGCGCGAGUGCGAGAUCCGUUGGGAUAGCAGCAAGGACGAUAACUGUGCCAUGUGGCCGCUGCACUCGCUGCCCAAGCUGCUGACCCGUCUGCAUCGCCUGCAGCUGCACAUGCCCGUGCAGAUGGGUUUCAUUGAGCAGUUCAGUCAGCUGAAGCUAUUGGCGCUGCACGAGGAUGUGUCGCCGGAGGCAUUCGCUGCCAUUUGGAACAGCUGUGAGCGCUUGAAGUGCUUACAGAUUUUGGGGCGUGGCAAUGCAGAUUUAACCGGCAUCUCCAGAUGCACGAAACUACAGGAGUUGACGCUGACCGUGGCAGCCAUAGAUGCGAGCACCGCUGCGGAGAUUUGUCAGCUGCCACAACUGAAGUUCCUUGAGCUGCAACAGAAGGAGUCAAGCGCAGAGGCGACACUCGUUGCCAUGUCCUUGAUACUGAAUUGCCGUGCCAACGAUAUCAAAACAAUGCAGAUCAAUGGCAGCCACUUGGGCAGUGCGGAGUGGCUGUUCAGUCUGGAGCUGCAGCGCUGCAUGCGGCUGGACGGGCUCAUGCUGAUCGAUUGUCAAUUUGGUGCCAUGGAUGUGACCACACUGGGCAUGCUGCCGGUGCUCAGCUAUGCGGCAUUCUGUCAUUGCUCCAAUCUCAGCAAUGAACAGGCGGCGGCCUUUGUCAAUGCCUGUCCGGUGCUCACACAGCUCUACGUGAUCGGCUGCCCCCAACUGACGAUCCAGUUGCUAUACAGUCUAUUUAAUAUGCGUUGCAUAGAGCAGUUGGGUACUCCAGCCCUAGGACUGUAUUUGCAAGAGGGUGAGCCACUCCUCGAGGAAUUCAAGCUAAAUCAACCAGCAGACACUGGAAUUGCUGGAGACACCUUUGGAGGACAAUCAUGUGCAGCACGUGCAGUUCAUAUUUCUGCAACCCGAGUCCAGGCAGCAAUAAAUGUUUCUAGUCCGUUUUCAACCAAUAACCAUUUGCUUUCUCUGACCAAGCGACUGGCACAAUUUUCCGCCGACUUGUUGCUAAUUGGCCGCCCGCCAUGUGGCGAUUUGUCAAUGUGCCCGACUCCACGCAUGCGCCACGCAAUGUGGCCAUAUACACGCAACACGAUUUUCAACAACAAAAUUUGUCAUUGGCAACUUGCAGCGUUUUGGGCGGCCGUUUUGUCAGUGGCCAAUGUUGUGGAAUGCUAACAAAUUUGUGAACAUGCCACAGUUAGCAGCUCCAUGCUUAUGGCAACACUAUGCGUGUGUGUUUGUGUGUGUGUGUGUGUGUGUGUGUGGCCCACCCAUUGUUAUAAUUAUUGGGCGCCCAUGUACAAGUGACAAUUCAACUUUGACUGGCAUUUGUAGAGCACAAGCAGAGCAAACAAGCUGCAUGCAACAUGUGUUCAAAAGUUGUUUCGCUUGUCGAACGGGAAAUCAAACAACUGUUGAGUUACACUUGGAGCUGGCGCUGGGAACCCAAACUUAACAGGUAGACAGAUAGACAGUUGCGGAACUAUAGAUCUUCCAAUAAAAUUGUCCAGAAAUAUGGAUACAAAUAAUA